ACUUGAUUUAUUUAUAUUUAAAACGUUCGUAAUUAAACAAAUAUAUAUGUUAAAAUUUUUUAGUACAAACAUGUCUAUGGACUCAAAGGUGCCAGAAGUCAAAUCAGAACCGAUUGUACUUUCUAAGGAAGUCCAAGACACUUUUAUUACACCAGACAAUAAUGAUUUGAAAAUAAACAAAGUACAAAAAAUCUACACCUGUACAAUUUGCAACCGUGUGUUCACAUCACUUAAAGGCUUAAAGUACCAUUCGACAACCCACAACAUAGGUAAAGCUUUCAACUGCACGUAUUGUUAUAAAAACCUGAAAACCAACGAUGCCUUAAAAGUACAUCUCCGUACCCAUUCUGGUGAAAGGCCUUUUGUGUGCACCAUCUGCAAUAAAGCAUUUAUCCAAUCCAGUCACUUACGGGAACAUGUGAACAUCCACACCGGAGAACGUUUAUAUGAAUGUGAUGAAUGCAAGAAGUCGUUCAGAACAGCCUCAAAUUUGAACAAACACAAAGAAACUCACACUUCCGAGCGUCCCUAUGAAUGCGAGACAUGCAAAAGCACAUUCAAGACACAGACUAAUCUAAAAAUUCACAAAUCUAUACACACUAAAAAACAACAAUUGAAAUGUGAAUUAUGUGAUAAAGUAUUCAAUCAAACUGCUUAUUUAAAACAACACCUGAUAGCCCAUACGAAAGAACGACCUCAUAAAUGUGAUAUAUGUAAAAAAGGUUUUAAUCGGCCGAUCUUGUUAAAAAAGCACAUGGUGAAGCAUAAUGGGAUGGAUCCGUUUCAAUGUGAGAUCUGCGAUGAAGAAUUUACACAGUCUCGGGCUUUUAAAGAACAUGUGAUGAAUCAUAUAAGAUCACGAGUUAAAAAACAGAAGACGAAGUCUUUAAGAGAUGAAAAUGAAGAUGUCUAUGCAAAAUAUUAGUAUUUGUUGUAAAAGAACCAAAAUAUAUAUUUGUA
Messenger RNA from Ctenocephalides felis (cat flea), 960 nucleotides. Its product is annotated as gastrula zinc finger protein XlCGF7.1-like. Gene Ontology annotation, cellular component: nucleus. Lineage: Eukaryota; Metazoa; Arthropoda; Insecta; Siphonaptera; Pulicidae. The transcript is spliced from 2 exons. Gene Ontology annotation, molecular function: RNA polymerase II cis-regulatory region sequence-specific DNA binding; DNA-binding transcription factor activity, RNA polymerase II-specific. The coding region runs from base 47 to 925 and encodes 292 amino acids. Gene Ontology annotation, biological process: regulation of transcription by RNA polymerase II. The record is from RefSeq and is a predicted model, not a curated record.